UGAUCAAAAAUUGAAAAAAAUCAUGGAGUCGAGGAAAAACUCUGAUCAUCGUCAAAUGCGUAGAGGUGGUGAGAGCAUGAAGACAAGGUCACCGUCUGUGAUAGUUGUCGGAAGUGGUUUUGCUGGAAUCUCAGCUGCUCGCACUCUUCAAGAUGCUUCCUUUCAGGUUACUGUACUGGAGUCACGUGACAGGAUUGGUGGACGAGUCCACACUGAUUACUCAUUCGGUUUUCCUGUUGAUCUUGGUGCAUCAUGGCUGCACGGAGUGUGCAAAGAGAAUCCUCUCGCACCAGUAAUUGGGAGACUAGGACUGCCCUUGUAUCGUACCAGUGGUGACAACUCGGUCUUGUAUGAUCAUGAUCUUGAGAGCUAUGCUCUGUUUGAUAUGGAUGGCAAUCAAGUUCCUCAAGAGCUAGUAAGAGAGGUUGGGGUAACAUUUAAGCAGAUUUUGGAAGAGGUCAAGAAAGUGAGGGAUGAGGAGGAUGCAGACAUGUCAAUAUCUCAGGCUUUCUCAAUUGUGUUUUCAAGAAAACCCGAGUUGAAGUUAGAGGGGCUUGCACACAAUGUACUUCAGUGGUACUUGUGCCGCAUGGAAGGAUGGUUUGCUGCCGAUGCUGAUACCAUCUCUGUACAGUGUUGGGACCAGGAGGAACUUCUUCCUGGUGGACACGGUCUUAUGGUUAGAGGGUAUCGUCCUGUCAUCAAUACCUUGGCCAAAGGGCUUGAUAUUCGACUAAACCAUAGGGUUACUAAGAUCGUAAGGCAGUAUAAUGGAGUGAAAGUAACUACAGAAGACGGUAAAACAUUUGUUGCGGAUGCUGCAGUGAUCGCUGUUCCUCUCGGUGUCUUAAAAUCCGGAACAAUAACAUUCGAACCGAAGCUACCAGAUUGGAAACAAGAAGCAAUCAACCAACUCGGAGUAGGUAUCAUGAACAAGAUCAUACUCCAUUUCGAGAAAGUCUUCUGGCCACAAGUAGAGUUACUAGGAGUGGCUGCAGAAACCUCCUACGGUUGCAGCUACUUCUUGAACCUGCACAAGGCCACAGGUCAUCCGUUUCUGGUUUACAUGUCGGCUGGUCAGCUCGCCAGAGACAUUGAGAAGAUGUCAGAUGAAUCUGCUGCGAGUUUCGCAGUCAUGCAGCUCAAGAGAAUCUUUCCAGAUGCUAUGGCUCCGGUGCAGUAUCUUGUCUCGAGGUGGGGAUCUGAUGUGAACUCAUUGGGAUCUUAUAGCUAUGAUGCUGUGGGAAAACCUCAUGAUCUCAACGAGAGGCUUAGGGUUCCAGUGGAUAACUUGUUCUUUGCUGGUGAAGCUACGAGCUCGAGCUUCGCUGGCUCGGUUCAUGGUGCUUAUUCGAGUGGACUGAUGGCUGCUGAGGAAUGCAUGAUGCGUGUGUUGGACCUGUUUCAGCUUGUGAUGGGUGAAGAAGGACCUGCCUCUGUUCCCCUUCUUAUAUCUCGUCUCUAAACUCCACCAUUGUCAUUGCUAUCUAUAUUGAUUACUAGAAAAACAUGGAAGUGAUUGUAUGGAAAAC
Molecule: messenger RNA, 1532 nt
Organism: Brassica oleracea var. oleracea
Lineage: Eukaryota; Viridiplantae; Streptophyta; Magnoliopsida; Brassicales; Brassicaceae
Product: probable polyamine oxidase 2
Exons: 8
Coding region: 23-1465 (480 amino acids)
Biological process (GO): polyamine catabolic process
Cellular component (GO): peroxisome
Molecular function (GO): polyamine oxidase activity
Source: RefSeq, a predicted model, not a curated record